Molecule: messenger RNA, 4582 nt
Organism: Heterocephalus glaber (naked mole-rat)
Lineage: Eukaryota; Metazoa; Chordata; Mammalia; Rodentia; Bathyergidae
Source: RefSeq, a predicted model, not a curated record
GCUGUGAAACAUUGGAAAUUCAGGCCAGCACUUCUCAGUCCACAGUGGCCAUUAACAGGGUUUUUAUCCAUUUUCCCCACAAUUAUUCUAUUUAACCACAGAUAACCAUAUCUAUUUAACAGCUUGAUGGGGGUGGUGAGACAGCCCUACCUGGAUCCUUUUUGGCUGGAUCUACAGGAAUCUAGGUGAGAAGGUAUUGAUCAGGCUGCUGAGGAUGCUGGACCAGAGACCCAAGACUUGUCAGUUUCUCAUUCCCGUAAACAGCUCAAGGAUAAAAACACCAGCCAACUGGCUCCCUCCAGGACAACUGCCUCCAGGGACAACUGCUGUUCUGAUUUCUUUCACCAAAAAGUUCUGCCUGUUCUUAAGACUCAAAACUGGAAUCAUGCACUGUGACAAUGGAGACAGUGUUGGCCCGGCUGAAGCUCCUGAAUCCAGAUGACCUUAGAGAAGAGAUUGUCAGAGCUGGCCUGAAGUGUGGGCCCAUCACGGCAACCACCCGGUUUGUGUUUGAGAAGAAGUUGGCUCAGGCUUUGCUGGAGCAGGGUGGGGCACUGCCUGCCUCCCUUCCCAACCAUGUCGGCCCGGACACACCGAGCAUGCUGAUCACUGCUGCGGGCACAAGGGCCAGUUGCUCUGAGGACAGAGAUUUUGGUUACAAUGUGGGAUUGAACCCCCCAGAGGAGGAGGCCGUGAUGUCCCAGACCUGUCCAGUGCCCCUCAGUGCCUCGGCUGGGAUUGGCACCCAGAAGGCUGGAGAGACGGUCACCAAGGCACCAGCCCUGUACUACGGUGUGUGCCCCGUGUAUGACGAUGGCCCCACGAGAAACGAAAGGAUCCAUGUUUAUGCAGAUAAAAAGGAAGCAUUGCAAGCUGUCAAAAUGAUCAAAGGGUCCCGGUUUAAAGCUUUUCCAACCAGAGAAGAUGCUGAGAAAUUUGCUAGAGGAAUUUGUGAUUAUUUUCCUUCUCCGAACAGAGCCUCGUCCCCGCUGUCCCCUGGGAAGGUGGCUCCGCUCUUCAGCAGUGGAGGGUGGAAAGAUGGUUUGUGCUUGUCCGAAUCAGAAACAAUAAACAAAGAGGGAGCAAACAGUUAUAAAAGCCCCCGCACACAGGACCUCACUGCUAAGCUACGGAAAGCCGUGGAGCAGGGAGAAGAAAAGGCCUUCUCCGACCUCGUCUGGAGCAAUCCCCGGUACCUAAUUGGCUCAGGGGACACCCCAACCAUCGUACAGGAAGGAUGUAGGUACAAUGUCAUGCAUGUUGCUGCCAAGGCGAACCAGGCUUCUAUCUGCCAGCUGACGCUGGAGACUCUGGAAAACCCCGAGUUCAUGCAGCUUAUGUACCCGGAUGAUGACAUGGGCAUGUUGCAGGAGCGCAUCCAGUACCUCGUGGACCUGUAUUUGAACACUCCUGACAAGGUGGGGUACGACACACCACUGCAUUUUGCUUGUAAGUUUGGGAAUGUGGAAGUUGUCAAUGUGCUUUCUUCACACCCUUUGAUUGAGAAAAAAACAAGGAAUAAAUAUAACAAAACACCUGAAGAGGUGAUUUGUGAAAGAAACAAAAAUAAACCUGUAGAACUAAAAGAGAGGAUCAGAGAAUAUUUACAGGGUCACUACUACGUGCCGCUUCUGAGAGCAGACAAUACCUCCUCGCCUGUCAUUGGGGAGCUGUGGUCCUCAGCCCAGACGGCCGAGGCCUUGCCUGCUGGCCGCUGUGGAGCCAACCCCCGGGACCCUGUGCAGACCGUGAGGGCCUUUGCGGGGCCCCUGAGUCCAGCCAAGGCAGAAGAUUUUCGAAAACUCUGGAAAACUCCGCCUCGAGAGAAAGCAGGCUUCUUCCACAGUGUCAGGAAGUCUGACCCAGAAAGAGGCAUUGAGAGAGUUGGAAGGGAGCUCGCUCAUGAGCUGAAGAUUCCCUGGGCUGAGUACUGGGAAUUUCUGGACUGCUUUGUGGAUCUGUCUUCUCAGGAGGGGCUGCAAAGACUAGAAGAGCAUCUUGCUCAACAGGAAAUGGACAAAAAGGCUCAACAGGAAACAGGAGAAAAUGAAGCCUGCCGCCGAGAGAAAGCCUUUGCCUCUGGCCAUGAGCAGCAGUGCUGCAACUCUGUUUCCGUGGGUGCGUUUCUAGAUGGACAUGGUGAUGUGAGCCUGGAAGAAAUGAAAGAUCGGCAGAACGCAGCACAGAACCACAGCCAGCCUGCAGCUGAUGCUUCCAGGAACCUGGAGCCCAAGGCUAAGGCAGACUGCACAGCAGCCUCGGGCCUGUGCCGCACCGACCCGAAUGGGCUCUGCUGUCCGAGUCCCAGCCAGGCCCUGUGUGGGAGACCAGAGGCCCCUGGAACAGAGCAGGCCCUUCUGUCACGUGUCUCCAGUUUGAUGAUUGAGUUCGAUAAACUGAAUUUGCAAAAUGAAGUUAGUGGCCUUUCCAAGACACCAAAUACAGAUAAGAAAACUAAAGAUAAGAGAAAGAACACAGUAGAAAACGACUUGUUGGCACCUGCUCCUGCUGCAGACAAACCUGGAAAUAACCAAACAGGGGUAGAAAAUGACAUGUCAGGUGUGCUGGCUACAAUGUCCUUGGAUUCCAAGUCCCAGGCUGUGCCAGGUCCUGUGACCAACCCCACCACCAGGCUCUUCCUUUGUGGGGGGGAUCCUUGCAAGCUGGACCAGGACGUCUUAGCUGCUCUGCAGGGUGCAGAUGUCGACCCUCAUCGGUAUCCGGCAGUGUACCAGUGGAGGAAUGCUGUCCUGUGCUACUCGCCCACAGACAGGCGGAGUUGGCCAAGCCCGGCACUGAAAGGAAAGCUCAAGUGUCAGCUGCCGGACCUCGGCUGUCCCCACAGUGGCAGCCCAGGGCGAAGCGGUCGGGAUGGCAGCAGCCCCGGGAGGCCUGGCCAUGGCCCUCACUCCCCUGGCCUGGGCAGCCCCGGGCGCUACAGCCCUGCACAUGGGCGCCUUCUGCGCCGGACAGCCAUCCCCAGCACCGAGCUCACGGCCUUGUAGGCAGCAGUCGUUCUCUUCACUUUCAGAGGAAGAGGGUGAUGUGCUUACUAGGAAGAGUUCACAAAGGAGCAUAUUCUGAGUAACACACAUUCUGCACUUGGAAGGUACAGGGAUUUUAGAAAUGCCAAUGUGAAAAUCAGUGAUGUCGUGGAAGAAGCUGUCAACAGCCACCUGAAAUACAGAUCUUGUGUACUGUCUGUGUGGCACUGAGGACUUCACCUGCAGUGCCCCACUGACCACUCAGGAUGAAUGUGAGGCUGGGCUGUAUUUGGCCCCCUUCUCCUGGAGCAGCUUCCUAUUGCAUGAUGACGGCUUCCCACCUGUCGGUGGAAGGGGACAGAUGAGCUUGACCAUUGAAGGCUGGCAGCAGGGUUGGAAACUUCACUGGCCAGAAGCUGGGUGUGGUGGUACGUGCCUGUAAUCCCAGCACUUGGGAGGCUGAGGCAGGAGGAUCACUGAUCACUGCGAUUUCAAGGCCAGCCUGCACUUCAAAGUGAGACCCUGUCUUAAAAAAAAAAGAGAGAUUCCUCUCAGGGUUGGAAGUCAAGUAGCUACAGGGAACCCAGCAGCAAUCACUAACAGGUGUUCUCAUUUCCACCUGAAUAUAAAGGACCUUUGAGCCCAGCUUGGUGGUGCACACCUGUAAUCCCAGAACUCAGAGGCUGGGGCAGCAGGAUCACCAUGAGUUCGAGGCCAGCCUGGACUGCAUAGUGAGACCUUAUUGCAAAAACCAAAAAAAACAGCAUUGUGCCACUGCUCAGAGCCAGAGUUGUCAUUUCUGUCCCUUUAGGGUCUCUGGAUGCAAAGUAUGGUUGGGGGUGGGGGGUAUUGUCACCAUGUGCCUGCUGCCCUGUUCCCUGGGGGAAAUGCCUGGGGUCUGGCAUCUGGACCUGGGAUCUGGUCCAGAACAAGUUCUAUAUCCCGCCUCAACCAGCUUCAGUGCCUUCUGUAAAGCAGUUCGUUUUCCAGGAUUUACUGUUUGAGAAUAUACAAUGAUACUAAGGAGGUGUAAGAUUUCUUCUUUCAUAAAAAUUCUGAAUUGAAACAUGCUUUUUAAAAAAGCUUAUUUCUUAUGAUAAACAGGUCAAACAUAUUGGAACUGAGAUUUCAUUUUUAAAACUCAAGUUUGUAGGUCGGGGAUUUAGCUCAGUGGCACUGCACCUCCCUUGCAAGUGCAAGGUCCUGAGUUUGAUCCCCGGUACCAAAAAAAAAAAACAAACCUCAAGUUUGUUACAUGAGUUUUCAUAUGCUGUGUAGCAGACGAGAUCUGAAUAUAAGACAAAUAGUUCAGUCAGUCUGAGAACUGCAUUUUGAAAAGCAUCUUUGUUCUCAGAACAUGAAGAUUAUGCUCAGUGAUGAUCUCUUUAAAGUCUUACUACAGCACCUUGUGUGGUUGUAAAUGUUUCAAAUAGAAAUUAAAAUAUUGUUUUUGUCUUGGUUUUGUAGAUGCUUGUUCUGUGAAGUUUUAGGCCCCUUUUGUGAGACAAGCAAUAUGUACUCCCCUAAAACACUGUGUGUCACUUGGGUGAUGUGUCCUUUCAAAACCACUUCAUGGAAUAAAUUAUUUUUACACCACA